This is a messenger RNA of Syzygium oleosum, 1557 nucleotides long. RefSeq names its product COP9 signalosome complex subunit 6a-like. Gene Ontology annotation, molecular function: protein binding; metallopeptidase activity. Gene Ontology annotation, biological process: protein deneddylation. Lineage: Eukaryota; Viridiplantae; Streptophyta; Magnoliopsida; Myrtales; Myrtaceae. Bases 117 to 1112 code for a protein of 331 amino acids. The record is from RefSeq and is a predicted model, not a curated record. The transcript is spliced from 9 exons. Gene Ontology annotation, cellular component: COP9 signalosome.
ACAAUCCACUGCUACCCCACACGUCGCUCUCAGGCUGAAGGGCAAGACCGAGAGAGCGUUGCCCAGCCUCUCGCCGGAGCUCCACAGGAGGAGGAGGAGGAGAGAGGGGCCCUUCAAUGGCGUCGUCCAGCAGCGGCCUCACCUUCAAGCUCCACCCGCUGGUGAUCCUCAACAUCUCCGAUCACUACACCCGCGUCAAGUCCCAGCUCCACCCGCCGCCCUCCGCCCACGGCGCCGGCAGCAACGGCGGCGCCGAUCCAUCCGCCCCGCCGCCGGCCGAUCCCCCGAGGGUGUACGGGUGCGUGAUCGGGGUCCAGAGGGGCCGCACCGUGGAGAUAUUCAACAGCUUCGAGCUCCUGUGCGACCCCGCCACCGACUCGCUCGACCGCGCCUUCCUCGACAAGAAGCAAGAGCUCUAUAAGAAGGUUUUUCCUAAUUUCUAUGUGCUCGGAUGGUAUUCGACCGGGAGCGAUGCAGAAGAAUCCGAUAUGCACAUUCACAAAGCUUUGAUGGAUAUCAAUGAAAGCCCUGUCUACGUUCUUCUCAAUCCUGCAAUUAAUCAUGCCCAGAAGGAUCUCCCUGUUACUAUCUACGAAAGUGAUUUUCCUUUAUAUUGGAUGGUUAUCCACACAACCGUAGAGCUGCAUGUCAUAGAUGGGAUUCCACAGCUUAUAUUUGUCCGUGCUAGCUACACCAUUGAGACGGUAGAAGCAGAAAGGAUAUCAGUUGAUCACGUUGCUCAUCUAAAGCCAUCUGAUGGAGGUACAGCGGCAACUCAGUUGGCUGCUCACCUCACGGGAAUUCACAGUGCCAUCAAGAUGCUGAAUAGUCGAGUUAGGGUGCUUCAUCACUACCUUCUUGCGAUGCAGAAAGGUGAGAUUCCUUGUGAGAAUUCUCUGCUGAGACAAGUAUCGAGUCUCCUCAGAAGAUUGCCAGCUAUUGAAUCAGGGAAAUUUCAGGAUGAUUUUUUGAUGGAGUACAAUGAUACAUUGCUGAUUACUUACCUGGCCAUGCUCACCAACUGCUCAAGCACAAUGAACGAGCUAAUUGACAAAUUCAACACCGCUUAUGACAGACACAGUAGGAGGGGAGGAAGGACCCCCUUUGUUUGAAUAUUCCUUGUUUCUAUUGGACCACCUUCAAUCGAUUAUGGUUCUCCAUCCCUCCUGGCAUUGCGCUUGAUUUGUGGCGUACUGUCAAAGUCCAGCCUUGUGCAUGACGCAAGCGAUCAUGGCCAACACAUAUUGAGCAAGCCUCGACCGAGGCCCAUACCGCAUAGAAGAUGGGAUCAGGGAGAUGAAAAUCAAAAUCUAAUAGAAAUCUUUAUACAUUCGCAUUUUACUAAGGUUCUCUCACUAUUCGGUUGGGAUGUUCCACCCUCCUGGGCAUUUGGUAGUUCCUGGGGCUGACAAUAGUGAACUAGGGAACCUUGCUGCAAGAUUUUCAUGUUUUACAGGCAUGUUUUGACCUUCGUUGUUGCCUUGAGAUGAUGGUCCUGGUAUAGCUUUUAGCAUCGUGUAGUGAUUCUAUAUAUUAACUUCAUGGAUUUUGAGACUC